AUGCAUUUUGUAUGGUCGUCAACGAUACAGGUUCUAUUAGCUAUCGUCAUGGGUUUGACGUUGCUGUCUGAUGGUGUCGUUGCUAAGGGUUACGAAGAACUUGGAAAGCGACACCAAGGUGACAUAGUACUGUCGGAUUUCCAGUACGAUGCGGUCGCUGACGGUGGUGCGCUGAUCGUGCAGGAUGCCUCGAAAUGGACGAAAGGAAUCGUCCCGUACGAGUUCUCGCCCAGCUUCACUGAGCCCGAACAAGGUCAAAUCGUAGAGAUAAUGAAUCGAAUUUCGUCGUACAGCUGUGUGCGGUUUGUUCCACGAACCUCCAAGGAUAAACAGUUUCUUAAUAUUACUGCCAUCGCCGACGGAUGCUGGACAACGCUCGGUAUGAAUCCGUUGUCAAAUCAGCUAAACCUCCACAAAGAAGGAUGUCUUCAAUCGGGUGUGAUAAUGCACCAGCUGCUGCACGUGCUCGGAUUCACGCAUCCUCAGAGCCGUCCAGAUCGUGAUUUCUACGUUCUCGUGCAGGAAGAUGCGAUCGAACCGUCAUUGAAGCAAAACCUGGACAAAUACCUGCAGGGUGGGAUUGAGGAUUUUGGCAUCCCAUACGACUACGAGAGUCUCCUGCACUGCAAGUCGGAUGCAUUUGGAUCGUCGACUUCCGACCGAGCCACCGUAGUUCCGAUGGACGACGUCGAGAUCGGUCAACGGGACCAACUGAGCUUGAAGGAUGUGCGCAAGCUGAAUAAGAUGUAUGACUACGAGUUUUGCGGACACUGUGUUCGUGGGAACUGCAAUAGCCCAUCAACGUAG
This is a messenger RNA of Anopheles nili, 807 nucleotides long. Its product is annotated as zinc metalloproteinase nas-14-like. Bases 1 to 807 code for a protein of 268 amino acids. The record is from RefSeq and is a predicted model, not a curated record. Gene Ontology annotation, biological process: proteolysis. The transcript has 3 exons. Lineage: Eukaryota; Metazoa; Arthropoda; Insecta; Diptera; Culicidae. Gene Ontology annotation, molecular function: zinc ion binding; metalloendopeptidase activity.